UUAUCAAGAAGUUAUCUUGUCAUUGGUAGCUUCUGUGUCUGCUGGCGUCUGCAAAGCUGAUAAUUUUACAAAGUGUUUAUUCAUUUUUCUAGUGUCAAAUUCAAAUUAAGGUAAAUCUAUAAUAGUCAUGGCGAGUACAUUUAAGUCAUGCCGCAUUUCAACUUGGAAGUUUUAACGUACAACUAUCACAGACCUGUUCUACGGUUUUUCCUUUAUGACGUUGGGUGAUUUCUGUCAUGCACGUUCAAGGAACUGAUGCGGUAAAUGAUGAAAACAUACGUGUCCCAAAGAACCAAAUUCCAUCAAAAAUGUACAUAAUCGGCAGAGAGAUAUGCUUCAUAUUUGCAAUUGUUUUUACUACAUACGCAGCCGUGCUCAAUGCAAAUAAGAGCCAUUCCAAGAGUCCGCCUCCAUCACCAUUCUUCAGAGAAGACUCUUUCGUAACAGACUACUACCAUGGUGAACUUAGAAUUAUGCUUAAGAAAGCAUCGGAAGUUGAAUUGAUGUUCAUCAUGUAUUAUGCUCCCUGGGAUGCUGAAUGCCAGGCUCUAAGGAGAGAAUUUGAAAUAGCCGCUGAACAUCAUCACAAUCAGUGGUUGUAACCGGACCUUUGAGGAUCAGGCCAAGGGACAACAAUUUCAAGGUGUUGUUUGCGGCUAUCAACUGCUGGCAACCGGGAAGUGAGUGUCGCUCGCAAGCCAGCAAAAUUCCAAUAGUAACAUAUCCCGAAUUUAUCGCCUACCCUUUGUCCGGUUCGCCUGUCGGCUACACGGGCCAACGACUGGCUGGUCACAUGAUCAAGUUCAUUGAAAACUUACUGCAUCCGAUCUCCAGGAUAGAUACCGUCAAAGAAUUCUAUCAGCUUCAAAUCAGGCAUGAUACUGUUCUAGUUGGAUUUAUAGAAUUCUCGAACAUGCGUGGAGGUCUCGAGUAUAAAGCAUUGUACGAUUCGGCCCUGAAACUGGCUGAAAAAGGAACCAACCAAGACGUGGGCGUAGCUGUGGCAACCAAUUCGAUUAUUGCGACCGAAGUAACCAUUACAAAGAUGCCUUCUUUGUAUCUUAUUUCAUGGGACGAUUGCAAGGAGUAUACGGGUACAUGGAAAUCUGAAGCAAUAGUACAAUGGGUGGCCCAAAAUAUUGAACGAGCUGCAAUGUGGCUUUCACCUCCUGGUAGCAAGAGUCUCUCAUUCAAACGUUUUGUGGAAGAAGGAUCAGUUUUAAUUUUAUUCACUCCAGAUAAUCCUCUGCUUGACCACAAUCAUCACUACGACAUGAUCAGGGAGAUUGGUUUCGAUUACUACAAUUGUGAUAAUGAUUCGGCUGUAAUUGAUUUUCGAAAUUAUUUUUCGGCUCAUAGAUUAGUAAUGAUUCGUAAGGAAGAACAACUGUUAGAGACUUGCGUGAAGAGGAUGAAAAGCUUAGCUAUCGAAGCGGAAAACAGUGAAGAUAUGACCAGCAUUCCUUUUCAAAUAGUCGAGAAUGUGUGGAUCAAUUCCAGUUCAAGCGCACAGAAGAAUCGCAGAAAACAUCGACCAACCACAUUGAGUGAAACAACUGAAGGCUGGCUUUCGUUUAUCACGUCUACCUGCAGUGUCGACGAAAAUAUGCCUAAAUCAGCCAAAAAGUGGUCGAGCCACCGAGACCAUAGGUCGGCGACGUCGCUGAUGGCCUGGUCGCUGCAGGAGAAGUGCAGUCGCUACAUGAGAGCCGUAUCGCUGGGUCUGCCGCCCCGGAUUAGGAAAAGCGCGGCCUACGACAAAGUGCCUCACGAUCAGCUGAUGGGCCUCGCCUGCAAAACCAAUCGCAGUUUGUCGUUGCUGGCUAUGGACGCCAACAUCUACCAGCACUUUGCCGACGGGCUCGGCAUCGACCUCAACACCUACCCCCAUCGCACUGCUGCUCUUAUAUUCAAUGGACAACAAGAGACCGUGCAUCUUCUAUCGAAACCGCUGACCAAGUCGAACCUGGCCAAUUUCAUAAUAGACUUCACGGCCGGCAAGGCUGAGCGACACCUGCGGUCAGAGCCGCGCCGUUCGCAGCCGCCCAACCGCUACAAGCCGGGCCUCAGCAGCGACGCCAACAACCGAACCAGGUCCAUCGCUCUGCUCGAACUCACUUCGAAAACAUUCCAGGCAGUCGCCCUCAACGAGACCCAGAACGUGGUGGUGCUGUACCACUCGCCGUACUGCGGGUUCUGCGCGAGCAUUUCGCACGUGUACCUGACGGUGGCGAACCUGCUGCGUCGGCUGCCGACCGUGCAGUUCUGCCGCAUCGACGGCGAAAGCAACGACCUUCCGUGGCAGUACACCGUGCACCACUACCCGAGCAUCCUGCUGUUUCCGGCGGCGCCCCGCAAGGCGGACAGUCGUGUCUUCCCGCAGCGGGCGCCGAUCACCGUCGACGCACUGGCGCAGUUUGUGCUCGCCAACCUCCCCCUCCAUCUGCGGCUGCAGGGCGCCAUCGACCUGUGUCAGCGCUGGGGAUCCAAGCAUUACGUGAAAAAACAAGAGGACUGUCUGCUGGGAAUCCGCCAGACUUGCCUCAACCUCAUAUCAAAAACGCUGAGUACCUACCGCUCGGUCUACAGGUCUAAUCUAUCCCGCAAGUACAAGCAGAAGACCUGCAAAUGGCUGCUUAAACGACUGCGCUACUUGAAGGAAAUACACCUCUACCUUGGCACCUCCAACCUUUCCAAAGCCAGAAACCUUGUCAAAGAGUUCCAAACUAUAUAUGUCGACAACCCUGACAUCCAAAAAUCUGCUGACGAUAAAACAAACUUACAUCAAAGUACGUUUCUGAGAGACGAACUGUAAGCGAUAUUCGUUCUUAUUUAUUUUACAACUGUAAGUUGUAUUUGUGUAAAAGUUUUUGUAUGUGCAACUCCCGAUUUAAAUGUAAAUAUGUCAGCAAUACCCUUUAAUUUGUUGAUGUUGUGUGAAUAAAAUGUUUAGGUGGUUUUAAUAAGAAAA
Messenger RNA from Nilaparvata lugens (brown planthopper), 2971 nucleotides. RefSeq names its product thioredoxin domain-containing protein 11. The transcript is spliced from 12 exons. The record is from RefSeq and is a predicted model, not a curated record. NCBI's taxonomy places the organism in Eukaryota, Metazoa, Arthropoda, Insecta, Hemiptera, Delphacidae. Bases 794 to 2815 code for a protein of 673 amino acids.